AUGGGUCUGCCUCGAGCGAUUCCCGUCGCCGCCGGCGCGCUGGCGCUGAUCGCCACCAUCACCAUCGUCGUCAUCCACGUCGUACUCGCCGCCCACAUCGCCCAGGUCUCGCCUGUACGGACGUCGUCGGUUCUGUCCUCGGUCUUGGAGAGCAUUCUCUUGGCCAUCAUGGGAUGGAUGCUAUCCGCGAAUGUGGUCCCCCGGUUCCGGAAUUCGUCCAAGCGCUUCAUCAGCGUCAUGUUUGGCGCCAGCGUGCUCACGUGCACCAUGGCCACCGCGGCGUCGGUGGCGACCAUGAUCUGUCUCAGCAACGCCACGAGGGACUUGGCCGACUCGGUCCUCGGCGCGAAGCAGAUGAGCUUCCUCAUCGCCUCGUCCAUUGCCCUCGGCCUCUGCUUCGCGUGCCAGCUCAUCUUCAUCGUCAUCCACUUCGUCCUGGCGCGUCUCGUCGCCCGCCACGAGGCGGGCUCCCUCCACAUGGACGAGGAGUCCCGCAGGUCUCCCAACGUCCACAUCAAGUCGGUUCCCUACCACCGCACGUCCCCGACGUUCGACAGCAGGAGCCGCUCCACCUCGAUGGGCUCGCAGAGCCCGCCCCAGUCGAGCAGCGGCCGCUCCGCCACCGACACGCUGAGCUCCAUCCGCUCGUCCCUGUCCAACGUCGUCCGGCCCAUCUCGUCGAGGACACGCCUGCUCCCGCUGAGGGAGAAGAUGCGGGCGUCGUCCAUCGACUCGAACCACUACCGCUCGCGGUCCAGCAGCGUCAACGAGGACUCGUCGUUCGACUCCUGGGACACGUCGUCGGUCGACAUGCAAAGCCGCAUGACCGUCCUCGGCACGUCGUCCCCCGUGCCCGGCAGGUUCCUCGAGACGAUCCCGGCCAGCCCCACCACCAGCCGCAGCCCCAGCCCCGGGACGCCGCUGGACGUCGACGGCGAGGCGCCGCAAACCCGUCGGCGCAGCCGCAGCUACAGUCCCAGCCCCAUGGGCACCCUGCAAAACCCCGAGCCCACUUUCACGCUGCAGACUUCUGCCAGCGAGUGCUCGCUGCGACGCCCGGAGCCCGCCUUUACCAUGCAGGGCUCCGCGAGCGAGUCGCACAUCCACCCCCUGUUCCGGUCCGACUCCCCGGACCCGCCGCCCAUGGUGACGCCCGGCACGGUCGUCACGGCGGCUCCCGAUGCCGGCCGCGUCAUCUCGGACCGGCAGAGCGUCCGCCGCAUGAGGAGCGGCAGCCUGCCCUCGGGCCCUAGCCCUCUCAGCCGCACUGGCAGCUACGACAACCUCUUCGCCAACAGCCAGCCGUCCAUCAAGGAGAAGGACGACCUCCCAUCGCCGCAGGAGGAAGACGAGGCCCCCGGCGAAAGACAGAUGACACCCCCCAUUCCCGAGUGGAUACUGUCUGCGGGGACCCGGACGAGUCUGACGGGGUAUCAAAGCAGGAAGCUUCGCAUCGAUGGGGACGGUGGUCAGGGGCAAUCAUGA
Colletotrichum higginsianum IMI 349063 is the source of this 1485-nucleotide messenger RNA. RefSeq lists its product as uncharacterized. The transcript has a single exon. The coding region runs from base 1 to 1485 and encodes 494 amino acids. Lineage: Eukaryota; Fungi; Ascomycota; Sordariomycetes; Glomerellales; Glomerellaceae. The record is from RefSeq and is a predicted model, not a curated record.